This is a messenger RNA of Emericellopsis atlantica, 2763 nucleotides long. RefSeq lists its product as uncharacterized. The transcript has 5 exons. NCBI's taxonomy places the organism in Eukaryota, Fungi, Ascomycota, Sordariomycetes, Hypocreales, Bionectriaceae. The record is from RefSeq and is a predicted model, not a curated record. The coding region runs from base 262 to 2316 and encodes 684 amino acids.
CCAACGAAGACUUUCUGCACAUCGAGCAUCACAGUUCUCAACCACGAUCGGGCCCUGAAGAAUUCCAACAGCGUUGCCUGUCGCGGUGCUCAGCUCUGUUCAUCACUUGAGCUUCGCAUCCUGUGAAAGCCGAACGCGCAGCCUCAGUUUUCACUCUCCUUCUAGACGUGACUUGCUGGCAGACGAGAUCUGAUCCACGAGAGCACCAAUGCGCCCAGCUAGACUUGCUAACCCAGACAUGAUGCUUUGCAUAGCCAAAUAAUGGGCAAAGGGAGCAAGAAGAAGCCGCAGAAGGCGGCGGCUGGUCCCAAAGACCGGCACAAACGCUAUGCCAGGCUGCUACAGGAUCCGCAAGCGCCCCUGCCAGCCAACCUGGUCGCACGGCCAGACGUCCCCAAGGCCAACUCGAAGCACCACUCGUACUUUGAGUUUGUCGAGAACGAGGACAAGAAGAAGAAGCUGGAAUUCCAGGUCACGACCAAGAAAACGCCGCCCCCAGGCUUCGAGUUCGUCCCCUUGGGCCAUCCUGCCCUGACGAACGCGUGCAAAGAGCUGUCGCGCGAGAAGGAUGCCAUGAUCUUCAUUGUGUCGGACGCAAAGGAGACAGACCCCAAGAAUCUAUCCCAUCACAUCUACCGAACUGGCCACCACGUCCGACAGGCCAUCGCCGACGAGGCGCGAACAACCCUCGAGAACUACCCUGCGGCCUUUCAGGCGGUCGACGGCCCGGAGCCGCUCCCCAAGACCCAGGAUGAAUACACUGCGCAGGUCAACUCGGUCAUGCUCGAUCUAUUCCCGCGUAUACCACACACAGAUCGUCAAGCGAUCAUCAUCCAUGCCUUCAACCUGUCGGCUCUAGGCCAGGCACAGAAGCCGGUGGGACUUGUUACUGACAUUCCACUGUCACGCAGGGUGCAGCUCGCCGUCCUAGCGCACAUUCGCCACAACCACACCAGGUACGACAAGUUGCUACGUGAAACGAACUGGGAAACUGCUCGCAAGGUGGUGGAAUCUCUUUGCCUCGACAUCCUCGUCAAGUGGCGAGGGGACGAGGAGACCGGCCGUGACCAGCUCGACGAGAUCCUCCGCGAGGUGGUCGUCAUCUCGGACUCGGACUCGGAGGAGUCCGACGACGAGGACGACGGCGACACCGAAGACUCGUCUGCUGACGACGCAAAGGGCAAGGCCGCGAUGGCCGGCCCUUCUCAGCCAGGAGCCGAGCCCAGGCCUCCAGUGCAGCAGCAGCAGCAGCAGCAGCAGGCUGCGCGGCCACCGGCCAGAAAGCAGGCGCAGCGUGGGUUCAAGCGUUACCGCGCUUGGGAGGAGGCGAUUGAACGAAGUCGUGGUGAUGACGACGUGCUCGUUCCUCCUCCUCCUCCUCCUCCUCCACGCGAACCAUCCGUUGGUCAACCCAUAGCUUCCCCUGGACACACAGCAACCCAUGUUGCUGCCGGCAUGGUACCGCAGCCAAACGGAUUCGUGUCUCGACCCCAUCCCAAUCAUCCACCAGGCCACGUCGUGCGCGAGCAGGUAAGAUAUCACGACCCGCAGCGGACAACGCCAGGUCGCUCGCGCCACGUCACGCCCGUCACAGACCGUCUGCAGGACAUGCUCGUCCGGUCUAUUGAACCGGUCUCGCCCAACAGCGUGCAGCCAUCCUUUGUGCGGACCGUGCCCCCAAGGCGUCAGCCCUCCCCAGUGGGGGCCUCUAUGCAUCACCCCAUUGUGAUCUCCUCGCCCAUUCAGGACGGCCCUGCGAGUAGGCCUUUUUACGUGGAGCGACGUGUCGUGACAGACCGUCCGCCACAUGAGCAGGCGUACGCAGGCGAGCCCUUUGGUCUGCAGCCCGCGCCUCGUCUCCAUCCACCCGUACACCAACCAUUGUUCCCAUCCCGUGGCUACGAUGUCGGUGCUCCCCCUGGCGCUCCCCAGCGUGUCGCCGUAGAUACAGGACGGCCCGGUGAACGGUCCAACCCAAUCCUUAUGGAGGAUCGAGGGGGCUUUUUCGAACGAGUGCGCGAGCCAGCGCAAGCACCCGAUCCACUUGGACCGGUGCACUCUGGGCAGAAUCCGUGGAUGACAGGCCACGCACCCAGCCGAGCGCCGGACAGAGUCGUUCCUUGGGACGAGGGAUCUCGCAUGCUGCAUGAGAGCCGGCAUGACAGAAACAUGGAAGCCUUUCCAGCUCCAGGCCCCCAGACUCUCCCUCCCGAGGCUCGUCCUCACAUGGCUCACUAUAGUCAAGCAGGCCCACGACAUCCCGAGCCCAUGUUCGCGCGAGUCGAACAUCCAGCGGGCCAAGCUCAUCCUGGGUAAGCCUGCUUUGGACUGGCGAUUGCGCAUCUGUAUUGCCCAGCUGGACACUCUCUGACACCAAGUAGAUAUCAUCUCCCUUACGAUCAACCCCCACGACCUCUUCCUCACGCUCCGCCUCACAGUAAUCACCCAGACUUCGGCUUCAACCUGCGACCUGAGCCGAGGUUGCCUCCAUACGCUCAUCCACCGCCUCGUCAGUGAUUCUACUGGCGACACGCUGGUCUACCGCAUGACUCGGUUUCGUUGUUGCUCAAGGGAGCAUAUUACGUUUGGUUGGCAAUGUAUGGACGUAUACGCAUGGCGAGCAAUUGUCGGCAUCAGUUAUAUGUAUAGCCGUAUGUAUUUCGGCGUUGGGCGGAGAGCAUGGAAGAUACCCCCCUUUGGAAUUUAGCAGGCAGACUUAUCAAAUGCGCAAUGGCAAUGUGGUGACAUUUGGUUCAGAUUCAA